Messenger RNA from Coregonus sp. 'balchen', 8921 nucleotides. The record is from the annotation of a GenBank genome assembly. NCBI's taxonomy places the organism in Eukaryota, Metazoa, Chordata, Actinopteri, Salmoniformes, Salmonidae.
AUGGCGGAUGAGGAUGAGGUGGAGUGUGGCAGUGAGUUCCCAGCCCUCUAUAAAGUCAUGCUGGACAAACUGAAUGAACAGAGACAUUUGGACCAGUUCACAGACAUCACUCUCAUAGUGGACGGUAAGCUCAUCCUCAAUGAUGCUUGUUGUAUUGCCGAAAGUGAAGGUGCAGCUUAAGAUUGUUGACUUGUAUGUUUUGUUCAGAUAAAUACAUUUCUGUUUCAAUAUCAUUGUGUUAAAGACAAGUGUCCACAUUGUAUGAAGUAUUCUAGUUAAUGAUGUUCUGUGCUGUACUAUUUAUGGGCUCAUCUUACUCUGGUCUUUAGGGCACCAUUUCAGGGCUCAUAAGGCAGUGUUGGCAGCAUGCAGUCAGUUCUUCCACAAGUUCUUCCAGGACUUCACACAGGAGCCACUAGUGGAGAUUGAAGGUGUGUAUUGCUCAGGGUUUCCAUUAGCCGGCAAUAAAAAAUAAAAUAAAUAAAAAUGUAAAGCCUUUUUUUAAAAACAUUUUUAUAUACAGUACCAGUCAAAGGUUCGUACACACCUACUCAUUCAAGGGUUUUUCUUUAUUUCUACUAUUUUUUACAUUGUAGAAUAAUAGUGAAGAAAUCAAAACUAUGAAAUAACACAUAUGGAAUCAUGUAGUAACAAAAAAGUAUUAAACAAAUUAAAAUAUGUUUUAUAUUUGAGAUUCUUCAAAUAGCCACCCUUUGCCUUGAUGACAGCUUUGCACACUCUUGGUGUCCAGUGUAGAAAAUAGUUAAAAUAUAGAAAAACCCUGGAAUGAGUAGGUGUGUCUAAAUUUGACUGGUACUGUGUAUAUAUAUAUUUUUUUUAUAAAGCAUAAACUGUUGCCGGCCAAAAUGACAGGGACCCCCAAAAAAUAUUAGCAAAAUAAUGCUUUUUAUUCACUAAUCAGCGAGGCCUAUUGUCACGCGUACUGCCCAAAUUGUGGGCUUCCCUAAUAGGCAUAGGCCUAGGAGCUUGUGAUUUGGAACAAUCCACAGCUAUUUAAAACAAUUAAUAAACUAAUGAUCCUCGAUUUCUGGUUAUGUAUUUUAUUUAUUUCUGUAUAGACAGGAGUAAUUAUAUAAUUUUGGCAAAUGUAUUUCCAUUUACUUCCCCAUUGGACCCACCUCUGUGCCAUGUUCUAUGGGCCAGUAAAUUCAAAUCUUCCUGGUCACGUUGUCCGGCGCUGCUGAACCAAUGACACAUCGUCUGCCUGUCUGUCAUAUCAAUCAAGAAAAUAAACAAUAGCAGAAAGAGCUCUAUAGCCCCUGAGAAAAGCAAAAAACAAGACCCACAUCCACUUUUGAUAAUAACUAUAAGACUUAUCACAUGCUAACCCAGUGCACCCAUCAAUCCUCUGUGUUGUUUGUUCUGCAGGAGUGAGUAACUCAGCCUUCCGCCAGCUGAUGGAGUUUACGUACACGGCUACACUUGCCGUCAGUGGGCCAGAGGAGGUCAACGACGUGUGGAAGGCAGCAGAGUACCUCCAGAUGCAGGAGGCCAUCAAGGCCCUCAACAACAGGUUAGCCUGCCAUUAGAACAUCUGGACCCCCUUACUACUAAUAUAGUCCCGUACUACCAAUAUAGGCUAGUCCCUUUUUGGUGUUGUCUUGUUUGGUUGUCAUCUUUUUUUGUUAAAUGGUAUUUUAUCCCUGUGUAUUUGAACGCAGAGCACUUUGAUGAAAUAGAACCGUCUCUGUCUCCUUCUCCAUAGGAUGAGUGAUGGCACUCCCUUCAGCCCGUCCCAGGCCCUGGCGGCAGGGAAGAGCAAUGCCAAAAAGAGGAAGCCAGCUGAGACUUUUAGCAUGAUCACUGAGACUCUUCAGUCAGUGGUGGGGGAGCAGGUUAGAGGUCUACAAUGACACAUUAUGCUUGAGUUAUUAUGACAUAGAAUUAUGACCUGCAUAAAGUGCUAAAAAGUGUCCCACAAGAGAUGGCGCCAGAGAAGAUGGCUGCCGUUUUACAGCCCUCUAACCAAUUGUAAUAUUAUGUGUGUUUUUUCGCGUUAUUUGUAAUUUAUUCUGUACAUAAUGUUUCUGCCAUUGUCUCUUAUAACCAAAAAUAGCUUCUGGAUAUCAGGACAGCGAUUACUCACCUCGUAUUGGACAAAUAUUUUUUCUUCAACGAGUCGGAUGCGAAGGAUAUCCUACAGACACCCGACAAGGCCCAAAUCCCCGUCAUUCGCAUGAGAAAGAGACGGAGAUAUCGUGGACGUAGGUCGGGGUGCCUUGAAAGGAUCCGACAGCGAGCAAGUAAACUGCCUCUUCCAUCAAGCCUAUUAGCCAAUCUUCAAUCAUUUGAAUAUAAAUUAGAUUACCUAAGAUUACGGCUAUCCUACCAACGGGACAUUUAAAAACUGUAAUAUCUUAUGUUUCACCAAGUCGUGGCUGAAUGACGACAUGGACAACAUACAGCUAGCGGGCUAUACGCUACAUCGGCAGGAUAGAACGGCUGACUCCGGUAAGACAAGGGGUGGCGGUCUGUGUAUAUUUGUAAACAACAGCUGGUGCAGAAAAUCAAAUACUAAGGAAGUCUCAAGGUUUUGCUCUCCUGAGGUAGAGUAUCUUAUGAUAAGCUGUAGACCACACUACUUACCAAGAGUUUUCAUCUAUAUUUUUCAUAGCUGUCUAUUUACCGCCACAAACCAAUGCUGGCAUUAAGAUUGCACUCAAUGAGCUGUAUAAGACCAUAACUAAACAGGAAAACGCUCAUCUACAGGCAGCGCUCCUAGUGGCCGGGGACUUUAAUGCAGGGAAACUUAAAUCCGUUCUACCUAAUUUCUACCAGCAUGUUAAAUGUGCACCAGAGGAAAAAAACUCUAGACCACCUUUACUCCACACACAGAGAUGCAUACAAAGCUCUCCCUCGCCCUCCAUUUGGCAAAUCUGACCAAAACUCUAUCCUCCUGAUUCCUGCUUAUAAGCAAAAACUAAAGCAGGAAGCACCAGUGACUCGGUUAAUAAAAAAGUGGUCAGAUGACGCAGAUGCUAAACUACAGGACUGUUUUGCUAGCACAGACUGGAACAUGUUCCGGGAUUCUUCAGACAGCAUUGAGGAGUACACCACAUCAGUCACUGGCUUCAUCAAUAAGUGCAUCGACGACGUCGUCCCCACAGUGACCGUACGUACAUACCCCAACCAGAAGCAAUGGAUUACAGGCAACAUCCGCACUGAACUAAAGGGUAGAGCAUCCGCUUUUAAGGAGCGGGACUCUAACCUGGACGCUUAUAAGAAAUCCCGCUAUGCCCUCCGACGAACCAUCAAAUAGGCAAAGAGUCUAUACAGGACUAAGAUUGAAUUGUACUACACCGGCUCUGACGCUUGUCGGAUGUGGCAGGGCUUGACAACUAUUACAGACUACAAAGGGAAGCACAGCCGCGAGCUGCCCAGUGACACAAGCCUACCAGAUGAGCUAAACCACUUCUAUGCUCACUUCGAGGCAAGCAACACUGAAGCAUGCAUGAGAGCACCAGCUGUUCCGGAUGACUAUGUGAUCAUGCCCUCCGUAGCCGAUGUGAGUGAGACUUUUAAGCAGGUCAACAUUCACAAGGCCGCAGAGCCAGACGGAUUACCAGGACGUGUACUCCGAGCAUGUGCUGACCAACUGUCAAGUCUCUUCACCAACAUUUUCAACAUGUCCCUGACUGAGUCUGUAAAACCAACAUGUUUCAAGCAGACCUCCAUAGUCCCAGUGCCCAAGGACACUAAGAUAACCUGCCUAAAUGACUACCGACCCAUAGCACUGACGUCUGUAGCCAUGAAGUGCUUUGAAAGGCUGGUCAUGGCUCACAUCAACACCAUUAUCCCAGAAACCCUAGACCCACUCCAAUUUGCAUACCGCCCCAACAGAUCCACAGAUGAUGCAAUCUCUAUUGCACUCCACACUGCCCUUUCCCACCUGGACCAGAGGAACAUCUACGUGAGAAUGCUAUUCAUUGACUACAGCUCAGCGUUCAACACCAUAGUGCCCUCAAAGCUCAUCACUAAGCUAAGGACCCUGGGACUAAACACUUCCCUCUGCAACUGGAUCCUGGACUUCCUGACGGGCCACCCCCAGGUGGUAAGGGUAGGUAACAACACAUCUGCAACGCUGAUCCUCAACACAGGGGCCCCUCACGGGUGCGUGCUUAGUCCCCUCCUGUACUCCCUGUUCACUCAUGACUGCAUGGCCAGGCACGACUCCAACACCAUCAUUAAGUUUGCCGACAACACAACAGUGGUAGGCCUGAUCACCGACAAUGAUGAGACAGCCUAUAGGGAGGAGGUCAGAGACCUGGCCAUGUGGUGCCAGGAUAACAACCUCUCCCUCAACGUGACCAAGACAAAGGAGAUGAUUGUGGACUACAGGGGAAAAAAAAAAGAACUGAGCACGCCCCCAUUCUCAUCGAUGGGGCUGUAGUGGAACAGGUUGAGAGAAGUUCCUUGGUGCCACAUCACCAACGAACUAUCAUGAUCCAAACACACCAAGACAGUCGUGAAGAGGGCACGACAAAGCCUAUUCCCCCUUAGGAGACUGAAAAGAUUUGGCAUGGGUCCUCAGAUCCUCCAAAAGUUAUACAGCUGCACCAUCGAGAGCAUCCUGACUGGUUGCAUCACCGCCUGGUAUGACAACUGCUCGGCCUCUGACCGCAAGGCACUACAGAGGGUAGUGCGUACGGCCCUAGUACAUCACUGAGGCCAUGCUUCCUGCCAUCCAGGACCUCUAUACCAGGCGGUGUCAGAGGAAGACCCUAAAAAUUAUCAAAGACUCCAGCCACCCUAGUCAUAGACUGUUGUCUUUGCUACCGCACGGCAAGCGGUACCGGAGCGCCAAGUCUAGGUCCAAAAGGCUUCUCAACAGCUUCUACCCCCAAGCCAUAAGACCCCUGAACAGCAAAUCAUGGCUACCCAUACUAUUUGCACUGCCCCCCCCCCCCCCCCACCCCCAACCCAUCUUUUUACGCUGCUGCUACUCUGUUUUUUAUGCAUAGUCACUUUAACUCUACCCACAUGUACAUAUUACCUCAACUAGCCGGUGCCCCCGCACAUUGACUCUGCACCGGUACCCCCCUGUAUAUAUAGCCUCCCUACUGUUAUUUUAUUUUACUUUUGCUCUUUUUCUCUCAACACUUUUUUUUGUUGUUUUAUUUUACUUUUUUAUUUAAAAAUAAAUUCAUUGUUGGUUAAGGGCUGUAAAUAAGCAUUUCACGGUAAUGUCUACACCUGUUGUAUUUGGCGCAUGUGGCAAAUAAAAAUUGAUUUGAAAUCAUCAUCAUCCUAAUCCUCUGUCCUUUCCUCCUAAUAUCUGUUGCUGUGCUGACCCCAGUCUGUCCUUGCAGGUGGAGAUUGAGGUGGAGAUCGGGGAGGGGGCCAUCGAGGUGGAGGAGACUGGUAUGGAGGAGGUGGUAGACGCUGCUCGGAACGCCCAGGCAGCCUCGGACGACUCGGCCCUGGCACUGCUCGCUGAUAUCACCAGCAAGUACCAGCAGGGGGGGCCAAUGCUGCACGUGGUGAAGAAGGAAGGACUGGAGGAGGUAAACAAAACACUCUGUCUCUCUAAUGCGCGUGUAAAAACCACACACUUGGAAGGACCGUGACCAACAUUGAUUCAAAGCAUUCAUUUUAAUAUUAUAAGGAGACUAUUAUUUUGGUGACAUUUCCAAUCUUUCUUAAAACAAGUCGUCCUUUCAUCUCAAUGCAUCCAUACAUUAUGAAAAAUAAAGUUGUGUGUGUGUAGGAGAUCCAGGAGGAGGUGUAUCAGGAGGAGACGGUGACAGCUCCCAAGACUCUCGAGGGCCUGGAGGUGGUCGAGGUCCAGAUCUCUCAGCUGGACAACAUGUUCCGCUGCAACAAAUGUGACCGCAGCUUCCGUCUCUACUACCACCUCAAACAGCACAUGCGCGCGCACGUGGCCACCCUGGACAAGCCGCAUGUGUGUUGCCACUGCGGUAAGGCGUACAUGCGGGAGGCGGCACUGAAACAGCACCUGAACACGUUACAUUACGAGGCAGAGGAGCUGUCGCGCAGCCAGUCCCAGAAGAAAAAGAUGCACGUGUGCGAUUACUGUGACAAGCAGUUUGACCACUUUGGACACUUCAAGGAGCACUUACGAAAGCACACUGGUGAGAAUGAUAAUACCCAGAGGGAUUCAUUUAGGGCAGGGGUGUCAAACUCAUUCCAUGGAGGGCCGAGUGUCUGCGGGAUUUUUGUUUUUUCCUUUCAAUUAAGACCUAGACAACCAGGUGAGGGGAGUUCCUUACUAAUUAGUGACCUUAAUUCAGCAAUCACGUACAAGGGUGGAGCGUAAACCCACAGACACUCGGCCCUCCGAGUUUGACAUGUGAUUUAGGGGUUCAAGUUCAUCUGUGUUCAAGUGCCCGAGUUAACUACAGUUGAAGUCGGAAGUUUACAUACACCUUAGCCAAAUACAUUUAAACUCAGUUUUUCACAAUUCCUGACAUUUAAUCCUAGUAAGAUUAACUGUCUUAGGUCAGUUAGGAUCACCACUUUAUUUUAAGAAUGUGAAAUGUCAGAAUAAUAGUAGAGAGAAUGAUUUAUUUCAGCUUUUAUUUCUUUCAUCACAUUCCCAGUGGGUCAGAAGUUUACAUACACUCAAUGAGUAUUUGGUAGCAUUGCCUUUUAAAUUGGUAGCCUUCCACAAGCUUCCCACAAUAGGUUGGGUGAAUUUUGGCCCAUUCCUCCUGACAGAGAUGGUGUAACUGAGUCAGGUUUGUAGGCCUCCUUGCUCGCACACGCUUUUUCAGUUCUGCCCACAAAUCUUCUAUAGGAUUGAGGUCAGGGUUUUGUGAUGGCCACUCCAAUACCUUGAUUUUGUUGUCCUUAAGCCAUUUUGCCACAACUUUGGAAGUAUGCUUGGGGUCAUUGUCCAUUUAGAAGACCCAUUUGCGACCAAGCUUUAACUUCCUGAAUGAUUUCUUCACAUGAUGCCAUCUAUUUUGUGAAGUGCUCCAGUCCCUCCUGCAGCAAAGCACCCCCACAGCAUGAUGCUGCCACCCCGUGCUUCACGGUUGGGAUGGUGUUCUUCGGCUUGCAAGCAGCCCCCUUUUUCCUCCAAACAUAACGAUGGUCAUUAUGGCCAAACAGUUUUAUUUUUGUUUCACCAGACCAGAGGACAUUUCGCCAAAAUGUACGAUCUUUGUCCCCAUGUACAGUUGCAAACCGUAGUCUGGCUUUUUUAUGGUGGUUUUGGAGCAGUGGCUUCUUCCUUGCUGAGCGGCCUUUCAGGUUAUGUCGAUAUAGGACUUGUUUUACUGUGGAUAUAGAUACUUUUGUACCUGUUUCCUCCAGCAUCUUCACAGGGUCCUUUGCUGUUGUUCUGGGAUUGAUUUGCACUUUUCGCACCAAAGUAUGUUCAUCUCUAGGAGACAGAACACCUCUCCUUCCUGAGCGGUAUGACGGCUGCGUGGUCCCAUCGUGUUUAUACUUGUGUACUAUUGUUUGUACACAUGAACGUGGUACCUUCAGGCAUUUGGAAAUUGCUCCCAAGGAUGAACCAGACUUGUGGAGGUCUAUUUGUUUUUCUUCUGAGGUCUUGGCUGAUUUUCCCAUGAUGUCAAGCAAAGAGGCACUGAGUUUGAAGGUAGGCCUUGAAAUACAUCCACAGGUACACCUCCAAUUGACUCAAAUGAUGUCAAUUAGCCUAUCAGAACCUUCUAAAACCAUGACAUCAUUUUCUGGAAUUUUCCAAGCUGUUGAAAGGCACAGUCAACUUAGUGUAUGUACAUUUCUGACCCACUGGAAUUGUGAUACAGUGAAUUAUAAGUGAAAUAAUCUGUCUGUAAACAAUUGUUGGAAAAAUUACUUGUCAUGCACAAAGUAGAUGUCCUAACCGACUUGCUAAAACUAUAGUUUGUUAACAAGAAAUGUGUGGAGUGGUUGAAAAACAAGUUUUAAUGACUCCAACCUAAGUGUAUGUAAACUUCCGACUUGAUGUUCAUUUGUAGUUCCUGGGCACUGUGGGCAGGCUAAAACGGCAUCCACAGCACUUCAUUGCACUUAUCAACCAGACUUCACUUCAACAACACCUUUGUCUCUCCUCUAUGAGUAUGAUCAUGUGCAUUGAUGACUGUGUGACCUGUUCUUGUGAAUGUGAAUGCGACCACCUCAAUAGGAUCUCCUGAGUUAUGCAUUAGAUGUAAUUCAUUAUUUGGUCCCUGUGUGUGUAGGUGAGAAGCCGUUUGAGUGUCCAGACUGCCAUGAGCGCUUUGCCAGGAACAGCACAUUGAAAUGUCACAUGGCUGCCUGUCAAAACGGCGCCGGGGCCAAGAAGGGACGAAAGAAACUCUACGAAUGUCAGGUACAGAGAACACUCCUUUCUUCCUGAUUUAAUCAGGAGUCAAAAUGUACUGUUUUUGUGCUGAUGUUGUGCCGAUCACACCCUUGACUAGUGCACUUGCUGGGGUUCUAAAAUGAUCUCUCUCUAGGUGUGCAGCAGUGUUUUCAACAGCUGGGAGAUGUUUAAAGACCACCUGACGACCCACACAGGAGAGAAGCCCAACCACUGCACCAUGUGUGACCUCUGGUUCACCCAGCCCCACGACCUGCGCCGACACCUCCGCGACCUGCACAGUGUCACAGACGACACGCUGAUGGCCCAGGAACUGGACAUCGGCGCCAUGGCAACGCAAGAGGAAGUGGCUGGGGAGGAGGACGAGGAGGGAGGUGAGAGCAAGACCCUCUUGCUGGAGGACGGGAUGAGGGUGGAGCAUGUUACCGUGGAGCCUGUAGACGUGGUAGCCAUGGAGGAAACGGACAUGGUGGUGGAAGAGGUGACGGAGAUGUGUGAGGAGGACAUGGAGCGAUUGAAGGAGGCAGGGGUGGAGAUCCGGGUGGUGCAGGUGUCAGCAGAGGGACAGGUGAACUCUGAGAUCCAGGUGGAGGAGGAAUCACAACAGACUGUGGAUGUAUGA